AUGGAUCUCGAAUCAGCCACUCGUUUUUCUCCACAUUCAUCGUCUUCUAACAGUACUUACUCAAAGAAACCGAUGGCCCAAAUGAAAAGGCCCGGCCCAAAGACACCAAACUUUACAAAUGUAACCGAACCCGAAAAGGAUUUCAGGACAUCCGAUGAUCCAUCUUGUGUUGUGUUGGGAUUUUCACAAAGAAAGGAUCAUUGUAUUUUUGCUAAUAGGACUUGUACUUUUAUAGAGUUUUUCGAUGAGGAGGCGAUUUUUAACGAGCCCCUUUUGGUGGAUAGCAUGGCCGAGGGAAUGCUCCUAACACCGCCCGCUAUGAAAGAAGGGUUUAGUUGGAGCCAUUUUGGUGUGGAUAUUGGUGAUGAAGUUUAUUUCACUUUGUGGGAGGACUCAUCAUUAAUAACCGGCUCAGUCGAUAUAGUCAACAACAUAUCCACGUCCAUGCCACGUAGGACUGAUCCCUACACGAGCUCUGAUGACAAUGCAGAUGACAUGCACAAGAAACGAGCUGCAGGCUCCCUCAUGCAAGCACAAAAUAACAGCCUGCCUACCUAG
Molecule: messenger RNA, 558 nt
Organism: Striga asiatica
Lineage: Eukaryota; Viridiplantae; Streptophyta; Magnoliopsida; Lamiales; Orobanchaceae
Source: the annotation of a GenBank genome assembly